Messenger RNA from Solanum tuberosum (potato), 1611 nucleotides. RefSeq names its product zinc finger MYM-type protein 1-like. The transcript is spliced from 2 exons. The record is from RefSeq and is a predicted model, not a curated record. Lineage: Eukaryota; Viridiplantae; Streptophyta; Magnoliopsida; Solanales; Solanaceae. The coding region runs from base 1 to 1611 and encodes 536 amino acids.
AUGGAUAAGUUUCUCAUCAAGUUACCAAAGCCAAAAGAUGGCCAACCAAGUUCUAGCUCUAAUCAACCAUUUGUGAGUUCACAAGUUGCUCCGGAAGUUCAAAGACAUACAAAUUCUUUUCCACUUUCAAAUAUGGAUAAUAUACUUGAUUUUAAAUCUCUGGAAGCAGAUCCCAAAGAUCGAAUGCCUAUUUCAUCUUAUUGUCAUAAUAUUCGAAAUGCGGUAAGAAGGUAUUACAUUCAAAAAAAGCCAUGUCAACUUGUUGAUCAUAUCUUCCCUAAAACUAAGUUUGGAGAUAAAAUGCGUCAAUUUCGACCAACUUGGUUUAAGAGAAGAUCUCAAUGGUUGGAAUAUAGCAUUAAAGCAGACACAACAUUUUGUUUGUGUUGUUUUUUGUUCAAGAAUGAACUUGAAAGUCGUGGAAAUGCCGGAGAUUCAUUUACAAGAGAUGGUUUUAGGUGUUGGAACAAAGCUUUAGAAAGAUUCAAAAAACAUGUUGGUAAGGUAAAUAGUAUCCAUCAUAAAUGUUUCAAUAGGAUGCAAGAUUUGAAAAACCAACGACAAUCGAUCCAAUCUUCUUUUGACAAGCAAAGUGAAAAGGCAAGAAGUGAUUAUCGGAUGCGUUUAAAUGCCUCAAUUGAUGUAGCAAGAUUUCUCUUGACAUCGGGAUUUCCAUUUCGUGGACAUGAUGAAAGUGAAGGUUCCGAAUAUAAGGGUGCUUUUCUUGAACUUUUGAAAUGGUAUGGGGAUAGAAGUUUUGAUGUGGGAAGAGUAAUAUUAGGUAAUGCUCCACAAAAUGAUAUGAUGAUUUGUCCGACAAUUCAAAAAGAUAUUGUGGAGGCUUGUGCUAAAGAAACAACUAAGGCUAUCAUUGAAGACUUGGACGGUGAUUAUUUUGGAAUAUUAGUUGAUGAAUCAAAGGAUGUUUCUCAUAAGGAGCAAAUGGCUCUAAUUUUGAGAUAUGUCAACAAAAGUGGAAUGGUGAUAGAGCGAUUCUUGGGUAUUGUCCACGUAAAUGAUACAUCUUCUCAAUCAUUAAAAAAGGCAAUUUAUUCUUUGCUUUUGGAUCACUCAUUAUGUACAUCCAAAAUACGUGGUCAAGGUUAUGAUGGGGCUAGUAAUAUGCAAGGGGAAAUAAAUGGUCUCAAGUCUUUGAUUUACAAGAUACGGCAUCUGCAUGUUCUAUUCAAUGUUUUGCUCACCAAUUGCAAUUGGCACUUAGAUUCACUUCGACAACAUCAAGAAGAUAAGUUGGAAGAGUUGCUUAAAUUUGGAGAAGUUCAUACAGGGCAAGGUUUGAAUCAAGAACGUGGCCUCCAACGACCGGGUGAUACUCGUUGGGGGUCUCAUUUUAAAACCUUGGACAAUUUCCUGAUUCUUUUUUCUUCAAUUGUUAAUGUGCUUAAGAAUAUGAAACGUGAUUGUCCUUAUUAUCUUGAUAGAUUUACGGCGGAAAAUCUUUUGAGCAAGAUUCAUGAAUUUGAAUUUGUCUUUAUGUUGCACUUGAUGUUUAAGGUGUUGCUAUUGACGAAUGAGUUGAACAAAGUUUUACAAAAGAAAGAUCAAGAUAUCGUUAAUGCUAUGGAAUUGCUUGACCUUUCAAAGAACUGA